AUGAAGACACUCAGCUUGCGCCCGCUUGUGCUGUUGGUGGUGUGCGUGGCGGCGGUGCUCGCGCUGAGCGCCUCCGCUGACCCGCACGCGGCGGCCGUGGACGUCGGCCCGCUCUCUGUUGGCGCGCUCUCUGUUGACCCGCAGUCUGUUGGCCCGCUCUCUGUUGACCCGCAGUCUGUUGGCCCGCUCUCUGUUGGCUCGCAGUCUGUUGGCCCGCAGUCUGUUGACCCGCAGUCUGUUGGCCCGCUCUCUGUUGACCCGCAGUCUGUUGGCCCGCUCUCUGUUGACCCGCAGUCUGUUGACCCGCAGUCUGUUGGCCCGCUCUCUGUUGACCCGCAGUCUGUUGGCCCGCUCUCUGUUGACCCGCAGUCUGUUGGCCCGCUCUCUGUUGGCCCGCUCUCUGUUGACCCGCAGUCUGUUGGCCCGCAGUCUGUUGGCCCGCAGUCUGUUGGCCCGCUCUCUGUUGACCCGCAGUCUGUUGGCCCGCAGUCUGUUGACCCGCAGUCUGUUGGCCCGCUCUCUGUUGACCCGCAGUCUGUUGGCCCGCUCUCUGUUGGCCCGCUCUCUGUUGACCCGCAGUCUGUUGGCCCGCAGUCUGUUGGCCCGCAGUCUGUUGGCCCGCUCUCUGUUGACCCGCAGUCUGUUGGCCCGCAGUCUGUUGACCCGCAGUCUGUUGGCCCGCUCUCUGUUGACCCGCAGUCUGUUGGCCCGCUCUCUGUUGGCCCGCAGUCUGUUGACCCGCAGUCUGUUGGCCCGCUCUCUGUUGACCCGCAGUCUGUUGGCCCGCUCUCUGUUGGCUCGCAGUCUGUUGGCCCGCAGUCUGUUGGCCCGCAGUCUGUUGACCCGCAGUCUGUUGGCCCGCUCUCUGUUGACCCGCAGUCUGUUGGCCCGCAGUCUGUUGACCCGCAGUCUGUUGGCCCGCAGUCUGUUGACCCGCAGUCUGUUGGCUCGCAGUCUGUUGGCCCGCAGUCUGUUGACCCGCAGUCUGUUGGCUCGCAGUCUGUUGGCCCGCAGUCUGUUGGCCCGCUCUCUGUUGGCUCGCAGUCUGUUGGCUCGCAGUCUGUUGGCCCGCAGUCUGUUGGCCCGCUCUCUGUUGGCUCGCAGUCUGUUGGCCCGCUCUCUGUUGACCCGCAGUCUGUUGGCCCGCAGUCUGUUGACCCGCAGUCUGUUGGCUCGCAGUCUGUUGGCCCGCAGUCUGUUGACCCGCAGUCUGUUGGCCCGCUCUCUGUUGACCCGCAGUCUGUUGGCCCGCAGUCUGUUGGCCCGCAGUCUGUUGACCCGCAGUCUGUUGGCCCGCUCUCUGUUGGCUCGCAGUCUGUUGGCCCGCAGUCUGUUGGCCCGCAGUCUGUUGGCCCGCAGUCUGUUGGCCCGCAGUCUGUUGGCCCGCAGUCUGUUGACCCGCAGUCUGUUGGCCCGCUCUCUGUUGACCCGCAGUCUGUUGGCCCGCUCUCUGUUGACCCGCAGUCUGUUGGCCCGCUCUCUGUUGACCCGCAGUCUGUUGGCCCGCAGUCUGUUGGCCCGCAGUCUGUUGGCUCGCAGUCUGUUGGCCCGCUCUCUGUUGACCCGCAGUCUGUUGGCCCGCUCUCUGUUGACCCGCAGUCUGUUGGCCCGCUCUCUGUUGACCCGCAGUCUGUUGACCCGCAGUCUGUUGGCCCGCUCUCUGUUGGCUCGCAGUCUGUUGGCCCGCAGUCUGUUGGCUCGCAGUCUGUUGGCCCGCUCUCUGUUGGCUUGCAGUCUGUUGGCCCGCUCUCUGUUGACCCGCAGUCUGUUGGCCCGCAGUCUGUUGGCUCGCAGUCUGUUGGCCCCCAGUCUGUUGGCCCGCUCUCUGUUGACCCGCAGUCUGUUGGCCCGCUCUCUGUUGACCCGCAGUCUGUUGACCCGCAGUCUGUUGGCCCGCUCUCUGUUGGCUUGCAGUCUGUUGGCCCGCUCUCUGUUGGCUCGCAGUCUGUUGGCUCGCAGUCUGUUGGCCCGCAGUCUGUUGGCCCGCUCUCUGUUGGCUCGCAGUCUGUUGGCCCGCAGUCUGUUGGCUCGCAGUCUGUUGGCCCGCUCUCUGUUGGCUUGCAGUCUGUUGGCCCGCUCUCUGUUGACCCGCAGUCUGUUGGCCCGCAGUCUGUUGGCUCGCAGUCUGUUGGCCCCCAGUCUGUUGGCCCGCUCUCUGUUGACCCGCAGUCUGUUGGCCCGCUCUCUGUUGACCCGCAGUCUGUUGACCCGCAGUCUGUUGGCCCGCUCUCUGUUGGCUCGCAGUCUGUUGGCCCGCUCUCUGUUGACCCGCAGUCUGUUGGCCCGCUCUCUGUUGGCCCGCAGGCCGUCGGCCCGGUGUCGUAA
Messenger RNA from Leishmania mexicana MHOM/GT/2001/U1103, 2325 nucleotides. Its product is annotated as A2 protein. NCBI's taxonomy places the organism in Eukaryota, Euglenozoa, Kinetoplastea, Trypanosomatida, Trypanosomatidae. The transcript has a single exon. The record is from RefSeq and is a predicted model, not a curated record. The coding region runs from base 1 to 2325 and encodes 774 amino acids.